GUCCGGUACCUGUGGAGCCGCAACGAGGUGCACCUGGGGUCGGCGGACUUCCCGAUGAAGGGGUACCCCGCGGACCUGGUGACGGGGGAGGGCCUGGAGCGCGUGUUCGAGAAGCUCGGGUGGGCGGUGUCGGUGGUGGUGAACUGCGCGGCGGUGAGCCAGCCGGGGGCGUGCGAGCGCGACCCGGCGGGGUGCCGCGCGGUGAACGUGCCGUCGCGGCUGGUGGCGUGCAUGCAGCGGCAGCUCGACAAGACGGGCGAGGCGCCGCUGCUGAUCCACCUCUCGACGGACCAGGUGUACGACGGGGCGCGCGGCGGGUACGGCGAGGGCGACGCGUGCGAGCCGGUGAACGAGUACGGGCGGAGCAAGCUCCUCGCGGAGGAGUACAUCCGCGCGCACUGGAGCAACCACGUCAUCCUGCGCUCGAGCAUCAUCUACGGCCCGCCGCCGACGGUGCCCGUGGGGCGCGGGCUGUUCCUCCAGUUCAUCGAGGACGCGCUCCGGAGCGGGAAGGAGACGCAGUUCUUCGCGGACGAGUGGCGCUGCCCGAUCUUCAUCGACGACAUCUGCUCCACCAUCGCGCGCGUCCUCGCGCGGGCCAUGAUCGUCAACCACGCGCCCGAGCGGCCGAAGGAGUGCCAGAUCCCGCUCGACAUGCCGCAGACCAUCAACAUGGGCGGCCCGGACAAGCUCUCGCGCGUCGACAUGGCGCGCCUCGUCGCCGAGGCCGCGGGGCUCGACCCCGCCCCGAUCAAGGAGUGCUCGGCCGCCGCCGUCGACCGCCCGUACAAGAGCCCCGCGGACAUCUCCAUGGACACCACGCUCCUCACCGAGGUCCUCAAGGUCAAGACCACCAGCUUCAUCGACGCCCUCCACAAGAUGUACCAGCAUCAGAGCAAGGCGUCGUCGAUGACGCGCGGCGAAGACAGCGUAGAAGUGGACCUCACGGCCGCGUGA
This is a messenger RNA of Pedinophyceae sp. YPF-701, 957 nucleotides long. NCBI's taxonomy places the organism in Eukaryota, Viridiplantae, Chlorophyta, Pedinophyceae. The record is from the annotation of a GenBank genome assembly.